Messenger RNA from Sinocyclocheilus grahami, 1253 nucleotides. RefSeq names its product leukocyte surface antigen CD53-like. The transcript is spliced from 9 exons. NCBI's taxonomy places the organism in Eukaryota, Metazoa, Chordata, Actinopteri, Cypriniformes, Cyprinidae. The coding region runs from base 315 to 992 and encodes 225 amino acids. The record is from RefSeq and is a predicted model, not a curated record. Gene Ontology annotation, cellular component: plasma membrane.
GCCAUUUUAUUAAAAGGUAAUGUAGUGACCCUGUGUGGUUUUAGCAUGAAGCAUUGCAACAACAAAGUGUGCACAGAAACAGAACAGGUUGUGUUUGCUUCCCAUGCUUCUCUUUAACAGAGGUCUUCUUAAACACCCCUGCACUGUCAGUUAGACACUGCGUCAUUCACAGAGGAAGUAAGACCUGAUGCACUCCCACUGACACAGACACAGACUUUAAGAACAACACGGUUACAAAGCGCGAGUCAUCUGUCUUAAUUAAGGGUUAUUCUUUGGAGCAUCUUUACAGAGUAAAUUAAAGAACACAGUGGAAGAUGUCGUGUCUGAAGUGCCUGAAGUACACCAUGUGUGUGGUGAACUUCAUCUUUUUUAUCUGUGGGGCUACUGUCUUUGGAUUGGGCAUUUAUUUGAUGACAUUCUCCAGGUUCUCUUCCCUACUCCCCAGUCUUCAGGCUAUGAACAUCGCAAACACUCUUUUCAUCACUGGGAUCAUUAUCACCUGUGUCUCCUUUUUGGGCUUUCUCGGAGCCCUGAAGGAAAAUCGUUGCCUGCUUAUAUCUUUCUUCAUAUUGUUGUUCAUUCUAAUGCUGACUGAGCUGGUUGCUGCCUGCCUUUUGCUGAUGUUCGAGUCACAGAUUGACAACUUCAUUCAUGACGAUCUUAAGAAAGGUUUACAAAAUUCCAUAAACAACAGACAAAACUACAAUUACACAAUUGAAGAUGACUGGGACAAAGUACAAAUGACAUUUCAUUGCUGUGGAAUUACUAACCAUACACAAUGGGGGACACAUGUACCGAAGUCAUGCAUCAAGCCAAAUGAGAUGCACCAUUGGCCGGAUGGUUGUUUCACAAAGCUGAAGGACACGUUUGAGAAAAACCUCUUGAACACAGGGAUUGCCGUCAUUGUUAUCUGCAUUAUUGAGGUCUUGGGUAUGUGUUUCACCAUGACCCUGUUCUGCCACAUACGUCAAACUGGUUUAGGAUAUAAAUAAUCAAAAACAUUUCCAUAGAAGAACUAUAUCCGUCUUUCACAGUUUGUGUUCUAAAUAACAGUUGUCCCACAAAUACCCAAAGACAGCCAAUAAAAGACAAGAUGGCUCGCAGUUCUUACACAGAUGCUCGGUUCUAUAGUAUAUGUAUGGUAUUUGUCCAACAGUGAUACAAACCCAUAAUUAUUGUAACUGCAUUAUUAUUAUUUAGCAUGUAUGAAUAACAGUUAUUAAAGCAGUUAAACCACAACUGGUUCUUAAAAA